AUGUUAGCAGACAUCCAGCAAAUGUUCGACUGUUUUGAGGUAAGCGAGAACCAUCAAAACUUUCUUAGAUUCCUGUGGUACGAAGAAUAUGAUAUCAACAAAAACAUCAUUGACUAUCGAAUGAAAGUUCAUGUUUUCGGCAAUAGUCCUUCGCCUGCCGUCGCCAUCUACGGGCUGAGAAGAGCCAUUAGAGAAGGUGCACCACAUUAUGGCGAUGAUACUGUUCAGUUUGUGGAAAGACAUUUCUAUGUCGAUGAUGGUCUCAUAUCUGUACCAACUGAUCACGAAGCAAUUGACCUGCUUAAAAGGACACAGACCUCUCUAGCGGAAUCAAACCUUCGCCUUCACAAGUUCACCACAAACAGUCAAAACGUCUUAAAGGCCUUAUCCCCAGAAGACUGUGCAACAACUGUCAAGGACUUAGACCUCAGCGGAGAGACACAAUCCAUCCAGCGCAGUUUGGGCCUCCUGUGGGAGAUAUCGACAGACACCUUUACGUUUUCUGUAUCAACAGAUCCAAAGCCCUUCACUCGUCGUGGUGUGUUAUCCACUGUACCCAGCAUUUUUGACUCUCUAGGUCUGCUGGCCCCUGUCACUGUCUGUGGGAGAGCCCUUGUUAGAAAGCUUACUGCUGACCUCUCCGAUUGGGACACUCCGCUCCCAGAAGAAAAACGUGAAAAGUGGGACUCAUGGCGCAAAUCGCUUCACGAUCUCAAGCAGAUGCACAUACCACGAACCUAUACGGACAUGUCACUUUGCAACAGUGAGCACAUUGAGCUUAGUGUGUUCUCAGACGCCUCGAUAAAGGCGAUUGGAGCCGUUGCAUAUCUCAAGACCGUUCAAAAAGAUGGUCACGCUGAGAUCGGAUUUGUCAUGGCUAAAGGACGGUUAACACCCAAAUCCGAACCUACCAUCCCACGUCUAGAACUCUGUGCGGCUGUUUCAGCUGUUGAGUUGGCGGACCUCAUCCAAGAGGAGCUAGAUGUAAAGUUUGAUAAGGUUAAUUUCUACAGUGACAGCAAGGUAGUACUCGGAUACAUCCAUAAUACCACUAAAAGGUUCUACGUCUAUGUGCACAACAGGAUUCAGCUUAUACGCCACUCUUCCAAACCAGAACAAUGGCAUUAUGUUCCCUCUGAAGAAAAUCCCAUGGAUCACAUUUCAAGAUUCCUGCCCGCCUCUUGUCUAGCGCAAACAACCUGGUUCUUUGGACCAUCAUUCCUACGAAAUACCCCUGGAGAAAGCAAGCACACAUGUGAAAGAUUUGACUUAAUACAACCGGAAAAGGACAUUGAAAUCAGGCCAGAAAUAAAAACUUACAGUACACAUCUGAUGGAGAACAUACUCAAUCCAGAUUGCUUCCAGCGCUUCUCUAGUCUUCAUUCACUCCUUAGAGCUGUUGCAUGCCUGACUCACAUAGCUAAAUCCUGCAAACAAUCGGGCAAAGUUAGGGCGUGCAAAGGGUGGCACUGGUGUAAACAACCACGUUCACCCGAGGAACUUGACCAAGCUAUGAAUGUUAUCCUCCAAGCUGCACAAAGAUCUGCCUUCCAAAAGGAACUUGUGGCUCUGCAGGCUAAAAAGCCCAUUCCGAAGGAUAGCCCAAUCAUCACUGAUGGCUUGAUUCGCAUUGGAGGCCGGCUACAACAUUCGAACUUAGAAACUAAUGAAAGGCAUCCUGUGAUUUUGCCAAGGAACAGCUAUGUAGCCUUACUGCUGACACGCCAUCACCAUGAGCAAGUGAAACAUCAGGGACGCCACUUCACGGAGGGAGCCAUACGAGCAGCAGGAUACUGGAUCUUGGGUGGCAAAAGGCUCAUCAACACAGUCAUUCAUAACUGUGUGACGUGCAGGAAGCUUAGAGGUAAAGUUGAGGAACAAUACAUGGCAGACUUACCUACAGAGCGUCUCCAAACAUGCCCUCCAUUCACCUAUGUUGGACUAGAUGUUUUCGGUCCGUGGAUGGUUACUGCUAGGAGGACCCGUGGAGGACAUGCAGAAAGUAAAAGAUGGGCAAUCAUGUUCAGCUGUUUAAGUUCUAGAGCAGUACACAUAGAGCUGAUAGAGUCUAUGGAUGCAUCAAGUUGCAUAAAUGCACUUAGGCGCUUUUUCGCCAUCAGAGGACCAGCUAAGCAGUUGAGGUCCGACUGUGGCACGAACUUCAUCGGUGCAAGCAAAGAACUUGGAAUGGAUAAAAACCAACUGGACUCGGGAAUACAAAGAUACCUUAGCGAGAAAGGAUGUGUUUGGGAGUUUAAUCCUCCUCAUGCUUCGCAUAUGGGCGGCAGUUGGGAGAGAAUGAUAGGCGCUGCUAGAAGGAUCUUGGACUCUAUGUUGCUAAAUGCCCGCCUCACCCACGAAGUUCUCUCUACAUUAAUGGCGGAAGUUGCUGCGAUUAUGAAUGCACGACCAUUAGUACCGGUUUCUACAGACCCGGACAACCCUCAGGUUCUUUCUCCAUCCAUGCUUCUCACCCAAAAGUCAGGUGCUCCACCACCACUUGGUGACUUCUCGGAGAAGGGUAUGUACACUAAACAGUGGAAACAAGUACAAGCACUGGCAAACCAAUUCUGGACACGAUGGCGCAGAGAAUACCUGCCUUAUUUACAGCGCAGACAAAAAUGGACCACCCAUCGCAAAGACUUGCAAGUUGGAGAUGUGGUCCUGCUCAAAGACAAGCAGGCCGAACGCAAUUGUUGGCCUAUGGCAAGAAUAAGCUCCACAUUUCCUGGAACCGAUGGUCACGUUCUGGCUGUGGAUGACUGGCAUCGGCAGAGUGGGGAGCCUUCCAAGACAUCUCUGCUCCACUCCUUUUUUCGGGCUCCUCCUCCUCCCCUUGUGGAGGUGGAUGGCUACUCCGCAUCGACCGGUGCCCUGUCUAGGGGUCAGUCCAAGGACCAGUCCAGGGGCCGCUGUGAGCCACCCAUGAGGGUACUGUCAAGCCCCAGAGCAAGCCCCUGCAAGAUCAGGUUUACACACCUGCAAGGAGCUAAGGUCAAAAAGGCAGAUGCAUCACUCACUUGCGUCAUGACAUCUCACUGA
Messenger RNA from Scleropages formosus (Asian bonytongue), 3042 nucleotides. RefSeq lists its product as uncharacterized. Lineage: Eukaryota; Metazoa; Chordata; Actinopteri; Osteoglossiformes; Osteoglossidae. Gene Ontology annotation, molecular function: nucleic acid binding. The record is from RefSeq and is a predicted model, not a curated record. The transcript is spliced from 4 exons. Bases 1 to 3042 code for a protein of 1013 amino acids. Gene Ontology annotation, biological process: DNA integration.